Molecule: messenger RNA, 8207 nt
Organism: Sphaerodactylus townsendi
Lineage: Eukaryota; Metazoa; Chordata; Lepidosauria; Squamata; Sphaerodactylidae
Gene: ATG2A
Product: autophagy related 2A
Exons: 42
Coding region: 370-6366 (1998 amino acids)
Biological process (GO): autophagosome assembly; piecemeal microautophagy of the nucleus; autophagy of mitochondrion
Cellular component (GO): phagophore assembly site; extrinsic component of membrane
Molecular function (GO): phosphatidylinositol-3-phosphate binding
Source: RefSeq, a predicted model, not a curated record
CAUGUCCAGUCGCGCGCGAUGAUAGGUUUUAUUUACUUCGUCCCUGAGUUCUUGGGGACAGGCGCAUGCGCUCUAUUGAAUUCGGAGAUUUAUUUCACAGGCUCUCGGGCCGCCGAGAGGACUUAUUACACGCCCAGCGGUCGGUUCUUUACCACUAGCCCCGCCUACUUCUCGGCUCAGUAAGCCAACCAGACGAACACAAGUGGGCGGGAUCGACGGCGCAGCCAAUGAAUGCGGGGCGCUCAGCACCGGGAGAGGGGGCUCCGUUUGGGCCUGAGAGGAAAGGAGCUGGACUCUGAGCCGGGGAAUCAAGUGAUCGUGCUGGCCGUGUGAGGCGCCGUGCGGGCCGACCCCGCCAGCCAGCCAGCCAUGUCGCGCUGGUUCUUCCCGUGGUCGAGCUCGAUCAAGAAGCGCGCCUGCCGUUACCUGCUGCAGCACUACCUGGGCCACUUCCUGGAGGAGCGCCUCGGUCUCGAGCAGCUCAGCCUCGACCUCUACGCCGGCGCGGGCCGCCUCAGCCGUAUCCACCUCGAUGUCUGGUCUGUGAAUGAGUUCCUGGAAUCCAUCGGGGCCCCCCUGGAAAUUGUUGAUGGCUUCAUCGACAGCAUCGCCGUCACGAUCCCCUGGUCUGCCUUAGUCACGGAGAACUGCACUGUGGAAGUGAGCGGUCUGCAGAUUACGUGCCGGCCAAAGUACCGUAGUGCUGCCCCCGGUUCAGAGUCGCAGAACUGGGCGUCAUGCAUGACCACGAGCAUGCAGCUUGCACAGGAGUGCCUGAAGGAGCAGGCCGAAGAGCCCUCAGACACUCCCCAGCCACUCGAGGGGCUUGAGAUGUUUGCCCAAACCAUAGAAACUGUCUUGCGAAGGAUUGAAGUGACCUUCCUGGACACAGUGGUGCGAAUAGAGCACAUGCUGAGCAAGGAACAGGGCAGCGUGGCCCUGGAGGUGCACAUCAAAAGGCUGGAAUACUGUGAUGAAGCAGUGAAAGACCCCGGGCAAGUGCUGCCCGUAAACAUCCACCAGCCUCCAGCCUUUGUGCACAAGAUCCUGCAGUUGAGCGGCAUCUUGCUCUACUAUGAGGAGUUCACAGAACACAGUGGAGGCAGCAAUGUGCGUGCGCCGUCCCCAGUCCCCAAGGAGGCGGUGGAGUCGUCCAGCUCUCAGGGAGAGGAGGAGGAGACGGCCGCUCCUCUGCUUCAGAUUGGCAGCUGCUCUGGGUACACAGAGAUGAGGAUCAAACUUAAGCAAAAUGAGGCUUUCCCUGGACCCAAGCUGGAGCUGGAUGGCAAGAUGGGGUCGCUGCAUCUCCUGCUCUCCCCCCGUCAGAUCUUGUACUUGCUAGAUCUCCUCUCUUCUCUGAACCUCUCAGAAUCCAGUGUCCUGCGGGAACAGCUGAGCAAAAGUCGCCCUCUGGACUCAGAUGACCUGAAGCUGAUAGAGCAGGACCUCAGUCAGCAGUUGCAUUCGGGGCUGGGGUCUGCCACCACAUGCCUGGAGGGAGUGGAGAGCCGCAUGACACUGGAAAAUGGAGAGAUGUUCUUCUCCAUGGCACCCAUGACCAGCAGCGUGGCCUCAGUGCGCUCAGUCAGCGAACUCUCCGAUAUUGAUCUAGAGUCCUCCACUCACAGUGACUUCAGUGCCAGCCAUCUUCAGGCUCCGGCCUUCACCCCAGGGCUGAUCCUGAGUAGUCCCAGGCGCUACGGACAGUCACCCUUUGCUGCUACAUUGCCAUGCCUCAACAAGAUACAAAGCAAGCCCACCCAUCCACCAUUGCCCUCCAUGGAGAGCCAGCGGCCUGAAGCCCUGCUGCGGGUGACCAUGGGGGGACUCACCGUGACGCUGCUGCACCAGUACCGAGAAAGCCCCUGCCUUCAACUGGCUCAGCGGUUCUUUUCCCAGUUGGGUGGCUUGAAGGACUCUGCCUUUGGGGGUCGGGACUUCCAGCCUUUGCGCCGGUGCUUCGAGGAGGCCUGUCCGUUCAGCAACGUCAGGCUAACUGGGGCUGCCGUCCAGAUCAGCUGUGAGCACAAAGCCUCCAGCAGGCAGCAGAUGCUCAGCUGGGACGCGUCCUUCGGACUGCUAGAGAUUUUAGAGUGCCUCUGGCCGGAGAGCAGCGCGCUGGCAAAGCCGGAGUACACAGAGCUGCUGGUCUUCGCCAUCCCCAGUGCCUUUCCAUACAGCCAGUCACCUCGGCCUUGUGCCCGUGUCCACUCCAAGCACUCGAAGAAACUGCCCUCCUCAAAGAGCCGCCUUGCCAAAGCUGCUGCCAAACAUACUGUGGAGCUGGUGGCCGAGCUGACUGACUUCUGCUCAGAUGUGGAUCUGGGAACUCUUGACCGGCUUUGCUCCCUCCUCCACCGCGCCACGGAGCCUACCGGCCCAACUUGGUCUCCGGCCCCUCCUGCCGAGGCACACUUGGCAGAUUCUCCCCUUGCUGCCGAAUGGCAGACAAGUGUGAAGCUGGCGGCUCCCAAGACCACCCUGCGGGUGCAGUUCCCAAUUCCAGACCUGCGGGCGUGGCCUGAGAGACGGCCCUGGGCGGAGAAGGCGGUGCGCAAAGAGAGUCUGCGCCUGGAUUUGGCGGAUCUCGAGCUGCACACAGAGCUUGGGCCUGCUGGCUCCACCCAUCUAGAAGCCACCUUCAGCAAUGUGCAUGGUGUGUACGAAGAUGGUGAGAAGCUUUCGGUGCCCUGCUUCCGGGUGGGCAAAGCCCCCAACUUGUUGGCCAAAGGGACAGAAAAGAAAUACAUCCUCCCAAAAAUCACUCUGACCCUCCACCCUCAGGCUUGCGACCCUCAGUGGGACUUGAGCCUUGCUAAGGUCGAGGAGAUGGAGCUCUCGUCAGCAGAGAGCCCGUGUGAGUUGAAGCAGCCCGAGCCUUCCCCCUUCUCCUCCAAAAGGACCAUGUACGAGACGGAGGAGAUGGUGAUCCCUGGGGAUCCUGAGGAGAUGGCAGAGUUCCAGGCCCAGACGAUGGCAGCCUCCCAGUACGCCCUAGAGGUGCUGUUCCCCACCGCACACAUUUUCCUCCCCAGCAAGGAGUUCUACGAGAGCAUUUACAACAGGAUCAAUAAUGACCUUUUGAUGUGGGAGCCCUUCAGCCCUCCUCCAAGCCCCUCGGAUCCCCUGGGGGGCCACGUGAGCACCACAGCUGCUGAGGCAUUCCCCCGCUGGCGGGAGGAUUUCAAGAUGUGCAAGUCGGCCUUUAAACUGGAUUCUGACUCUGAAGAGGAGGACUCCCACUUCUAUUCAUCAGACGAGGCAGCCGCACAGCGGAAGAAGGGGGAGCAAAGGAGCCAGUUUCUCCAGAGCUGUGUCUCCAUCAUGCUCCGAGUGGGGAAGGGCCGGGUCACCGCUCUGUGCGAUGCCAAGGGUGAGGGUGGUAAGAAGCUGGAAGGUUGCCAUGGAGAGCUGGUCUUGGACGUGGAGAGCGGCAGCCUCUUCAGCGUCUCGCAGUACAAAGGCCGCGAGGACCUCGGCUACUUCUGCAUCGAGUCAGAGAAGGUCGCACUUUAUCACAAAGCUGUGGUUGAGGACUACCUCAUGGCCGAUCAUCUGGAAAUCCCCAGCUUUUUGCCCCCUGAGGGGCUCAACCCCACCAUCUACGCCUCCCAGGAGGGCACCGUGGCUUGGCCAUCAGAGGUCAAGAAGGAUGAGCCUGUGAAGAAGUUCUCCAUGGCUAUCCAGAUCAACCUGGAUGUGGAGAAGAACAUCAAAGAAUUUCUGGUGACUCUGCGACUGGUAGGUGCCACAAUGCGACAUCACAUGGCACUAACACACCAGAGCUGGUAUACACAGAUGAUUGACUUCCUGGAUGUUCUAGAUGACCCAAUUCUGGGCUUUGUGCCUCCCACAGUCAUCACGGUGCUGCACACCCAUUUCUUCAGCUGCGCAGUGGAUUACAGGCCUCUCUAUUUACCAAUCCGGGUCCUCAUUACAGCCGAGACCUUCACCCUCUCAAGCAACAUAAUCGUGGAUACGUCAGUCUUCCUCCUCCGGUUCAUUUUGGACGACUCUGCCAUUUACCUGUCAAACAAAUGCGACUCUGAGACGGGUGACUUGAGGAAAGAUUACGUGUGUGUUGUGGAUGUGGAUCUUCUGGAGUUGGUGAUCACCACGUGGAAGGGAGCCACAGAUGGGAAACUGACCCAGCCGCUGUUCGAGCUUCGCUGUUCCAACAACGUUGUUCACGUGCACACCUGUGCAGACUCGUGCGCGGCACUUGCAAACCUUAUCCAGUACGUGGUUAACAACGGCGACCUACACCCUCCGCCUCGGCAUGACAGCCCCACCGAGAUUGCCGGCCAGAAGGUGCAGCUGUCCGAGAGCCCAGCAUCGCUGCCGUCUUGCCCCCCUGUUGAGACAGCAGCCAUUAACCAGCGGGACCUCACGGAUGCCCUCAUUGAUACGGAGCGGAGUCUCCGGGAGCUGUCUACUGAGUCUGGUGAUUCCGGAUUCAGGCGGCAAUCCUCUCCAGUGUCCGUUUACCUGUUCCCAGGAGAGAAGGGUGCUGCAGUCAAGGGCAAGGUCCCAGCCCCUGCCCCUGAGGGGAAAGGGCUGGAUCUAAGCCCCUCAGAAGACAGUGAGUGUGAGAGUGAGGCCACAGACACGGACGACUUCUGCAUCUUGGAUGCCCCAGGCACAGGCAUCCCGCCCCGAGACGGCGAGCCCGUUGUGACGAAGCUUUUAGAAGGACCGGUCUGCAUCCGGGAAGGUCACUUCUCCCGACCGCUGGGCAGCACGGAUUUGCUGAAGGCUCCCUUGCACUUCCCUAUGCCCGAGAGCCGUGUCAUGCUGCGUGAAAUUUCGGUGGUCUGGCAUCUCUAUGGCGGCAGAGACUUUGGCGUUGGGCGCUCUGCCUCGGGUCAUGUCCAUUCGCCAAGGGCGAAGCCGUCUCUGUCCAGUGCCCGCUCCUCCCCUUCCCGCUGCUCGGUCAUCAACCGGCCCCAGAACACCUGGCGGGCCCAGGGAGGCACUGGCCGGAUUCACGACUUGCUAAUGGAAAUCCAGUUGACAAAAGUGAGCUUUCAGCAUGAAACAUACCCCACCGGCCACUCUGAGAAGCCAGUCCUGGAGCUGGGGGAGCAGCCCCUAGCCAGGCAGGUGUUCAUCGUCCAAGAGUUGGAGAUUCGGGACCGCCUGGCCUCCUCCCAGAUCAACAAGUUCCUCUACCUGUACAGCAGCGAGUGCAUGCCUCGGCGUACCCACUCCAACAUGCUCACCAUCAAAGCCCUCCAUGUCUGCCCUGAAGCUGGCCUGGGAGGCCCAGAAUGCUGCCUUCGUGUCUCCCUGAUGCCACUGAGGUUGAACAUUGACCAGGACGCCUUGUUCUUCCUGAAGGACUUUUUCACCAGCUUGGCUGCCGGCAUUAACCCUGUAGUGCCCAUUGAGGCAGGGCCUGAAGGUCGCCUGGAGUCUCUGGGGAAGGAGACUGAGGGAAUUGAGGGAGAGAUGACGGCUUCGAUGGAGACCACGUUCAGUGAAAACAGCUCUUUGUCCAACACCUCCUCUUCCUCCUCUGACCAGCCUGUCUACUUCCGGGAGUUCCGGUUCACCUCUGAAGUGCCCAUCUGGCUAGACUACCAUGGCAAGCACGUGACUGUGGACCAGGUGGGCACUUUUGCUGGCAUCCUGAUUGGCCUGGCGCAGCUCAACUGCUCCGAACUCAAACUCAAGAGGCUUUGCUGUCGACAUGGGCUCCUAGGUGUAGAGAAAGUGGUGAACUAUGCACUGACGGAGUGGCUGACAGAUAUCCGCAAGAACCAGCUGCCAGGCAUCCUGGGAGGUGUAGGCCCCAUGCACUCGGUGGUGCAGCUCUUCCACGGCCUGCGUGACCUCUUCUGGCUCCCCAUCGAACAGUAUCGCAAGGAUGGGCGCAUCAUCCGUGGCCUGCAGCGUGGCGCGGCCUCCUUUGGCACAUCUACUGCCUCUGCGGCACUGGAGCUCAGCAAUCGCCUGGUGCAAGCCAUCCAGGCCACAGCAGAGACAGUCUACGACAUCCUGUCCCCUACAGCCCCUCCUACGACUCGCGCCCUUCUGGAUAAGAAGCACACUCGCAAACUAAGGCGUGGUCAUCAGCCAGCAGACCUGCGGGAGGGCAUGGCCAAAGCGUAUGACACCGUGCGAGAGGGCGUCAUCGACACAGCCCAGGCCAUCUGUGACGUUGCCACCCGCGGCCAUGAGCAGAAGGGGAUCACGGGAGCAGUGGGAGGCGUCCUGCGGCAGAUUCCCCCCACGGUGGUGAAACCGCUCAUCGUGGCUUCAGAAGCCACCUCCAACCUCCUGGGGGGGAUGCGUAACCAGAUCAAGCCCGACGCUCGCAAGGAAGAGUCUCUGAAAUGGCGGUCAGAGGACAACCAGGAGUGAUGGGCUCCAUCCAAUCCUGUGGAGCCAGACCCGGAGCAUGGCGCGGGGGGUGGGGGCUGUGCCUUUUCAUUAUGCCAGAUGUUGCACAGCCAUUGAACGACGCAACCCCCUUCCCCCAUAUGAAGAACUGUUGAAUUGUGGGUUGGGGGGGGGAGAGAAAAGCUUCUCCCUCAGCAAGAAUUUAGGGGGGAGUUGGUUUAGCUCAACACGCACGGGGUACACAAAGCAUCAUGGGGAGGGGCCGACUCCACCGGUCCUCAUGUGGCUUCAGUCUUAUUUUUGUACUUUUUGGGAGUAAACUUCUGCUAUCCAGCUGGUAUAUGAUCUGCAGCUGCUGUCCCACCUCCCACCCCCCACCCCAGUGAGGAGGACGAGAGGGAAAACAGUCGAACAAUUAAAGGACAAUGUGGAUCUGUUUUCAGCUCCAGGUGUGGUUGGAUAUGGGGUCAGAGGUCUAUAAGUGGGGAGCCUCUUAUUUUUUGCCUCCACCUGUCGAAAGAAGUAUUCAGGUGCUCCUGGCCUACCGGAAGCUGCACAGUCCGGAGCAGCUGUUGUCUCUCUGUGUGAGCAACCCCAUGCAGGACUAAUGGUGUAAUUCUUUCCACGUGAAGAUAAUGUACAGUAGUAAGCAAGCCAAGAACCAAAAGGAAAGUGGGGUGAGGGGAGUAAUGGGAGGGGUAAGCUUAGGCCACUGUGAAGAGCAGGUGAGGCUCGUCUGGGGAUAUGGCCACCAGUGGUUGGAGGAGGUAGUCCGUGCUGGGCAGAGACCCAGACUCACAUUUUCUUGCAUCUGAAUCUGGAAACGCCCCUGACAGCCGGGUUGCAAUGCUCCUUGCGGCCUCUGGGGGGAGCAAAAUGGGACCAUUUGCUUCUUGCCUAGGGAACUGGGUCCCUGCAAGCUCAGCCCAAAUUGUUCUGGCAUAGCAAGCAACAUGGACCCCUUACUUAAGAUAUCUCCUUUUCUGGCACACCGCAGUGGUGUCGGUGCUGCCUCCUGGCUGUCCUCCUUCAGCACAGCCGUGGUAUCGGAGAAGCUGUUGCGAGUGUGGGGCUAGAGCUCGUUUUUCUGGGCUUUGUUUCUCCAGAGAGAGGAGCAGAAGUUCAAGUGCGUCAUUUCUGUACUCCGGCAAGGAAGGAGGAAUCAUUUCUCCCGCCUCCUUUCCCCAUUGUCUCUCGUGUUCUUCCUCCCACUACACCUUGUUGGGAAAAGGAAACCAUAUCCAUGGCAACCUGUUUCAUAGAAAGGAAACGCUUGCCGAGGGCUUGGCAUCAGAAUGCAGGAGGGGGAAGGGACCGGUGGUUGGCUCCAGCUGCCAGAAGGGGAAGCUUCUGCCGCCUGCCCCUUGGCGCUCAGCCUGGGACCGGGGGCUUUGCAGUGGCUUGUUUGUGUCCAGUUGCCCGGGCGAUGCUGCAAGAUGUAAUGUGCCCAGGAGAGUGCAAUUCUGCAUGGAAUGUCAAGCAGGCCCCUGGACAGUGCCGGCCGCUUCUGACGGUGCAUCCCAAGCUCUCCAGGGAGUAAUCAGGAGGCUGAGGAUCGAAGCCAAAGGAUGGAACACAUUUGUCCUUGGCCCGCUUUUGGACUCGGGAGAGCCUCAGUGUGGUGUUUCUCAAAUUCUUUCCCACAAGAGCUAGAUUCUUGCACGCUCAUCUGCAGGAGGCUCCGGUUCUUCCUCAGCUGCCCUAGUUGCUACCAUCUGGCACGAGGGCCUCAGGCCCAACAGUGGUACGGAAAAAGAGGCUGCAAGGGAGCGGGAACAGAAUUUUGUCUGCUGCAAGGAAGUUUCUGGGGGGAACUUGAGUGUAUUAAAGUUGAGAAUAAAUGGAGCAAUCUGCUUUUGGAA